Molecule: messenger RNA, 1494 nt
Organism: Rotaria socialis
Lineage: Eukaryota; Metazoa; Rotifera; Eurotatoria; Philodinida; Philodinidae
Source: the annotation of a GenBank genome assembly
AUGACCAAAAACAUUUUUGUGCUGAAUCGCAACAUAAAUGAUGCGAAUUCUGCGUUUAAUACGACACAAAUCAUUACUGGAUCUCCGUCUGGUGUUGGAGUUGGUCGAUCUGUAGCAUGUAUUAAUGAUAGAACAGUGGCUAUUAAUGUAUUCGAUGUACUCAACCGAUCGUGGUCUCGACCAGAGGUUCGAAUAUAUGAUUUUUAUUCAGGCAUCGGCAUACGUCUCUUCAUAUUUCCUAAUCAGCAACAAACAUUGGCAAUGAGACGAUCUCCGCUUUUCUUAAAUAUCAUAUAUUGGCCAGACCAAUCAAGCGUGUUAACCGAUCAAUCAAGAAUGUUUGUCAUUCGCUCGGCACCACCUGGAUUUUAUUCUAACAUCACCGAAGAUCGUUCAUUCUCGAUUACGAUUUCUGACCAAUCAUAUUGUCUUUACGGUACUUUUAAAAAUGAUUUCAGUGCUGGACCAUGUUUUAUUUGUCCUCCACAGGCAAAGAACUCUGGCAACAGACCAAGCAAUCAUUGUGAAUCAUGUUCAUCCGAUGUAUUUUGUCCAAUGGGUUCCAUCGAUGACACUGUCACUCUUAAUUUAUAUCCUUCCUAUACACAAACAUUUCCAUAUCGAGAUACACCGGACACAAACAAUUACGAUAAUCUUCUCGUGCGCCACAUGAUCUAUUUUGGUAGGACAACCAAUUGUCUUACUUCGAUGCCAAUCCUAUGGAUUCUGAUUAGUGUUGCAAUCACUUUUGUCGUAUGGUUGGUUAUGAUAUUGAUAAAAAAAAUUGGCUCCGACCAAAUUAAACAUCGCCACCGUAUGGCUAAAGGAUGUUUAAAACGAAUCGAUAUUAUUAAUGAAGGCGAACAAUGGGUAGAUGGAUUAUUUUCACCUUCAAUCAUCGUAGUGUUCGUUUUUGCUUUCUGGUUUGCUGUUCAAUAUGUAAAAUUGUAUCCAAUCGAAGCAUCAUCUGAAUUUUCUUCUAAAUGUGAUAGCGAUUUGCAUAAUUCUCUAUUCGACAAUGCUUUUCAGUUGCCUCUUCCAGAUAGCAGUGGUAAAUUAUGGCCAAUUUUCAAUAUGCUAAGACAACAACCCAUAACACGAACAUUCGAUUUAGUCAAAAUAAAAGCCGAUUGUCCCAACAUAAGUUUUAAACAGAAUCAUGCCGGUGCCAGAUAUAUUCACAUAUCCAUGUCAAAUUGCAUACUACAGCCAGACAAUAUCAAUCAAUCAGUAAGUGUUGUUUUGCCACAACAUGAAAUGGCCCUACAGAUGAAUGUUAGCGGACCCUACUUCAUCGGUGCAUGUCGCUUGUAUCUUCGUGGCCCUGGUCAUAAAAAUAACAAUUCUCGAUUACAGACUCUUCAUGCAUGCCAAUUGUUUUGGACACGGAAUCAAACUCUAUCCCGUUCUGCUAGUUUAUCUGUUUUGUGGAUUAAAGCCGUGAAUCAAUCAAAACUACUCACCAUAGGUGAACUAACGCAAUUCGAUGGCUGA